UGGUCGGUGGGUGGGAAGAAAAGUCCAAAAAGAACAGUGGGAUCAUUUCGUGUCCAACUCUCUUGCUUUCGAGAGGAACGAAUUUUGUUAGCUCUUCUUCAAUUCUGCAUAAAGAAAACAGAUCCUUCUCCCUCAGUAAAUUCUCCAUUUCUUUUCUUAUUUCUUACCAAUCUAUAUUUCAUUCAUUUUUCAUGGCAUCCGGUGGUCACAACAAUCUCAAUGCAAAACUCGUAUUGUUAGGCGACAUGGGAGCUGGUAAAUCAAGCUUGGUUAUACGAUUCGUCAAGGGCCAAUUCCUUGAAUUUCAAGAAUCGACGAUCGGGGCAGCUUUCUUUUCGUCUACGCUGGCAGUUAAUAAUGCUACGGUGAAGUUUGAGAUAUGGGAUACUGCUGGGCAGGAGAGGUACCAUAGCUUAGCGCCUAUGUACUAUAGAGGAGCUGCUGCUGCUAUUAUCGUCUAUGAUAUCACUAGCUCGGAUUCGUUUGCAAGGGCAAAAAAAUGGGUGCAGGAAUUGCAGAAGCAAGGUAAUCCUAACAUGGUCAUGGCUCUUGCUGGCAACAAGGCCGAUCUAGAAGAUAGAAGGAAGGUUACUGCAGAAGAGGCACGCUUGUAUGCGGAAGAAAAUGGCCUCUUUUUCAUGGAGACCUCUGCCAAAACGGCUGUGAAUGUCAAUGAUAUUUUCUAUGAAAUAGCUAAACGGUUGCCUAGAGCUCAACCUGCCCAAAAUCCAGCAGGAAUGGUUCUUGUAGACAGACCAGCAGAAGGGACCCGAGCUACAUCAUGCUGUACUUAAAAUUCUGCAUUGUUCAUAAAUUCAUUAAACCUUUCCUAAUCUUUGACUGGACUUCGCUUGUUCUUCAUGUUAAACAUGAAAGUCUGGAAAUGGGAGUAGCAUGGUUCAUUAGGAGAUAUAGAGUAGAAUAUGUAAGCUAUGUAUUUAGAAGCUCCCUAUGUUAGAAUAUGUCAUGCUCCUUGUUUCGUUAGUCUUUUCUAUUUUGCAAAUGAUUUGAAUUUCCAGUGAUCUCUUCAUUUCCA
Messenger RNA from Nicotiana tabacum (common tobacco), 1036 nucleotides. RefSeq names its product ras-related protein RHN1. Gene Ontology annotation, molecular function: GTP binding; GTPase activity. Lineage: Eukaryota; Viridiplantae; Streptophyta; Magnoliopsida; Solanales; Solanaceae. The record is from RefSeq and is a predicted model, not a curated record.